This is a messenger RNA of Puccinia graminis f. sp. tritici CRL 75-36-700-3, 342 nucleotides long. RefSeq lists its product as uncharacterized. Bases 1 to 342 code for a protein of 113 amino acids. Lineage: Eukaryota; Fungi; Basidiomycota; Pucciniomycetes; Pucciniales; Pucciniaceae. The transcript is spliced from 2 exons. The record is from RefSeq and is a predicted model, not a curated record.
AUGGAAUCCUAUCUAUACGAGUUGAAGCAACAUAUUCAGAUCUUCAUGUCACAUCUGAUCAAAUUCACGGCUCAAUGGAUUAAUAAACCAAAAUUUCACAUGCUAUUUCACCUUCCGGAAUCCAUCGAACGAUUUGGUGUCGCACCCCUUUUUGCCACUGAGAAAUUCGAGUCCUUCAACGGUGUUCUUCGAAAUGCAUCUACACACUCCAACAAGCAAGCUCCCGGACGAGAUAUUGCCAACAGCUUUUCUAAUUAUCAGUGUUUGCGCUUUCUCUUGUCAGGGGGGAUCAUGUACAACAAAAUCACCAAGACAAUCUCCCAAUCGGUCAAUAUUGAGUGA